AUGUCUGUACAGGAUCACAAAAUAACAUUGGUAGAUAUCGACGCCUUGAAUGACACAAGUGAGGAUUGGAAAGCAUAUCCAAGUAUCCCUCUUCAGGAUGCAGUUAGUACAAUCAUCGCCUGCCUGGCUGUGCUUGGUAACGGCAUGGUCAUCACCGUUAUGCUGCUCAGACGACGAGUCUUCAGCUCCUUCACAAAUCGUCUCAUCCUGCACCAGUCCAUCAUUGACGGUACUGAGGGAGUCUUGCUUUUCAUUCACCAUGUUGUGAUCAAGACUCAAACCCUUUCAGUCUCCAUCGAGGGCAACAUUAAUGAUCAACUCCUUUGUCGGUUUCUUGUCACAGAUUUCGUUCUUUGGUGGGUGAAUGUGACAUCGACCUACAACUUCGUCGUGAUAUCGCUGGAGCGGUUUAUGGCGACUUGCCAUCCGGUGAAGCAUCGGAAUACUUGGUCGGCAGCCAAGCUCAAGUUUGCAGUGGCAUCUGCCUGGGGUGUAGGGCUCGUGUAUAACUUACAUUUUGCCUUCGUCUUUGAAGCUCGCCAGGGAUAUUGUGAACUAAUGGAAAUGAGUUCCGGAAUAAAGGCUUUGUAUCAUACAAUCGUGUUGGCGAUUGAGUACUUAGUCCCCAUCACCAUUUUGAUAUAUACAUAUAGCCGGAUACUCAUCAUGCUGAAAAGGAAAACGGCAAAUCAACAAGUGAACGGUCCUCGAAAUGCCAUGACUAAAGCCAAGAAGAACAUCCUUGUUACCACUGUGCUGAUAGGCAUUAUGUUUGUGGUGUGCUGGACGCCAACAGAAGUUUCUUUCAUUUCUCGACAACUUUUUAGAGAUGAUUGGGGUGCUCGGUUUUACUAUCCGUUCACCAGCCUGUUGGCUUGCAACACGUUCGUCAAUCCGAUCAUUUACUGCUUGAAGUACGAACAUUUUCGCUCAGAACUGAGAAAACUCAUACUCAAGAGAUGUCCGAGGAACCGAGUCAAUGAUGGGGAGGUCGUGUCAAUCGCAGGUGCUGCUUGA
Messenger RNA from Patiria miniata (bat star), 1017 nucleotides. Its product is annotated as substance-K receptor-like. Gene Ontology annotation, biological process: G protein-coupled receptor signaling pathway. The coding region runs from base 1 to 1017 and encodes 338 amino acids. Lineage: Eukaryota; Metazoa; Echinodermata; Asteroidea; Valvatida; Asterinidae. The record is from RefSeq and is a predicted model, not a curated record. Gene Ontology annotation, molecular function: G protein-coupled receptor activity. The transcript has a single exon. Gene Ontology annotation, cellular component: membrane.